UCUUUAUUUGUUUAUUGCAGUCAGUUCUAUACAGUUAUGAAGAUACUAUAAAAGGAUUUUCUUUUUUGGUUUUUGCUCAAUUAUUUAUAAUACCUACUUGCCUUUUUUUAUCGGAUAUAUGAUCAACAAUCAACUCCCUUUCCCUCUCAUCUUUUACAUUUAUGAUCAACAACCAAACACGACGCCAUCGUUGAUUUUUUUUUUCCAAACUGUUUUUCUUCAUCUCGUGUGGGUAGUCUUGAACUCAGGUGAAAAUGGGGAUUAUAGAGAGGAUUAAAGAAAUUGAAGCCGAGAUGGCUCGAACCCAGAAAAACAAGGCCACAGAGUACCAUCUCGGUCAGCUCAAGGCAAAGAUUGCAAAGCUAAGGACACAAUUACUAGAGCCACCGAAAGGUUCUAGUGGAGGUGGAGAGGGUUUUGAAGUUACAAAAUUUGGUCAUGGACGCGUUGCACUAAUAGGAUUUCCAAGUGUGGGGAAAUCAACCCUUUUAACAAUGUUAACAGGAACUCAUUCAGAAGCCGCAUCUUAUGAGUUCACAACACUUACAUGCAUUCCUGGUAUCAUACAUUACAAUGAUACUAAGAUUCAACUGCUUGAUCUUCCUGGAAUUAUUGAAGGUGCUUCUGAAGGCAAGGGACGUGGGCGGCAGGUUAUUGCAGUUGCCAAGUCAUCAGAUCUUGUGCUUAUGGUUCUUGAUGCCUCUAAAAGUGAGGGUCAUCGCCAGAUAUUAACCAAGGAACUGGAAGCUGUGGGUUUGCGUUUAAACAAGAGACCACCUCAAAUAUAUUUCAAAAAGAAAAAAACUGGAGGAAUCUCUUUCAACAGCACUUUACCUUUAACUCAUGUAGAUGAGAAACUUUGUUAUCAAAUUCUACAUGAAUACAAAAUUCACAAUGCGGAGGUUCUAUUUCGUGAGGAUGCCACAGUGGAUGAUCUUAUAGAUGUAAUAGAAGGAAACCGCAAGUACAUUAAGUGUGUAUAUGUUUACAACAAGAUAGAUGUCAUCGGUAUCGAUGAUGUGGAUAAGUUAGCUCAGCAGCCAAAUUCUGUUGUCAUAAGCUGCAAUCUGAAGCUGAACUUAGAUAGACUACUUACGAAGAUGUGGGAAGAGAUGGGGCUUGUGAGAAUAUAUACAAAACCACAAGGCCAGCAACCUGAUUUCACUGAUCCUGUGGUUCUUUCUGCUGAUAGGGGUGGCUGCACAGUGGAAGACUUCUGUAAUCAUAUUCAUAGGAGUUUGAUAAAGGAUGUCAAAUACGUUCUAGUCUGGGGUACAAGUGCAAGGCACUACCCUCAACAUUGUGGCCUUGGGCAUGUUUUGCAGGAUGAAGAUGUCGUUCAGAUCGUCAAGAAAAAGGAAAAAGAGGAUGGAGGGAGAGGCCGCUUCAAAUCACAUUCAACAGCUCCAGCUCGAAUAUCUGAUAGAGAGAAAAAGGCUCCCUUGAAGACCUAACCAUGUGCCCAUGUUCGUUACUCAGGAAAAGAAGUCGAGGGGUGGAAGUAAAAGAGAUGAUUUGUUCUCCUUAAUCAAGCACUAAAGAUCAAGUUUGAUUUGUUCUUCUUUUCAAAUUCCUCCCUCCCAUUAACAGACCCCUUUUUCUUCUCUGGAUUCUAUUUCUACUUGCAGCUGUAUUUCAUAUGUACUUGGAUGCAAAUUUUGGUCUUUGCACUAUAAACCAUUAUUCUAAACUUAGUUUGAUUCUAUAUCACCCAUGA
Durio zibethinus is the source of this 1717-nucleotide messenger RNA. RefSeq names its product developmentally-regulated G protein 2. NCBI's taxonomy places the organism in Eukaryota, Viridiplantae, Streptophyta, Magnoliopsida, Malvales, Malvaceae. The record is from RefSeq and is a predicted model, not a curated record. Gene Ontology annotation, molecular function: GTPase activity; GTP binding.